GGAGUAUCGGGAAGGGAAUAAAACUGGCCAACUGAAGCUGGAGAGGCCAAAAUCGUUUGACUCUUCUUGGAGACAUCAGAGUAUUCGUGUGACGAUUCAAAGUAGAUCAUCAUGACUGGCCGUGGUAAGGGAGGAAAAGGAUUGGGAAAAGGAGGAGCGAAGAGACAUCGUAAAGUACUUCGCGAUAACAUCCAGGGUAUCACCAAGCCAGCCAUCCGUCGUCUAGCACGUCGUGGCGGAGUCAAGCGUAUCUCCGGAUUAAUUUAUGAGGAGACACGUGGUGUACUGAAAGUAUUUCUAGAAAACGUUAUUCGUGACGCGGUUACCUACACCGAGCAUGCGAAAAGAAAGACUGUGACUGCUAUGGACGUUGUCUACGCCCUGAAACGCCAAGGAAGAACUCUUUACGGCUUCGGCGGUUAAAUGUAAACCGUUUUUAUUGCACACACACACACAAAACACAAUCGGCCCUUUUCAGG
This is a messenger RNA of Monomorium pharaonis (pharaoh ant), 479 nucleotides long. Its product is annotated as histone H4. The transcript has a single exon. The record is from RefSeq and is a predicted model, not a curated record. Gene Ontology annotation, biological process: nucleosome assembly. Lineage: Eukaryota; Metazoa; Arthropoda; Insecta; Hymenoptera; Formicidae. The coding region runs from base 112 to 423 and encodes 103 amino acids. Gene Ontology annotation, molecular function: structural constituent of chromatin; DNA binding; protein heterodimerization activity. Gene Ontology annotation, cellular component: nucleosome.